Messenger RNA from Mya arenaria, 2016 nucleotides. RefSeq names its product monocarboxylate transporter 12-B-like. Gene Ontology annotation, molecular function: monocarboxylic acid transmembrane transporter activity. Gene Ontology annotation, biological process: transmembrane transport; monocarboxylic acid transport. Bases 88 to 1716 code for a protein of 542 amino acids. NCBI's taxonomy places the organism in Eukaryota, Metazoa, Mollusca, Bivalvia, Myida, Myidae. The transcript has 7 exons. The record is from RefSeq and is a predicted model, not a curated record.
UUAUCAAGGAAGAAGUUUAUAUGGGAACUAGGAUAGACAACUUCAGAACUUGAAAGCAAUAACAGUGGGCAAGAUUGAACGUCUAUUAUGAAGAUGAACAACGAAACCACACCGAGAGAUAGCGUCUCAAAAUUGCACACAGACGACGCCAUUUCUGGUAUUGCGAAGAUGCCACAAGUACCUGACGGAGGCUGGGGAUGGGUCGUGUGCUCGGCCUGCUUUCUCGUGCAUAUGCUGAUAGACGGUCUAUUUUACUCUUUUGGUGUCAUAUAUGUAGAGCUGCUUGAAUAUUAUGGUUCAUCCAAAGGCAGCACAGCAUUGAUUGGAUCAUUGUGUCCAGGUGUAUUGUUUCUGAUUGGGCCGGUAGUGUCUAUGUUGGUGAGGAAGUUUGGUUGUAGAGCCGUUGCCGUUUCCGGUGCACUGGUGGCGUCUGCCAGUCAGAUUGCUAGCAUCUUUGCUCCAAAUAUGCAGUUUCUCUACUUCUCGCUUGGCAUCAUGACAGGUGUUGGAUAUGGGUUGAUUUAUCUUCCAUCGAUUGUGUGUGUUGUAAGUUACUUUGACAAACGUCGAUCUCUUGCCGCCGGAAUAGGGGUCAGCGGAACUGGAAUAGGAACGUUUAUAUUUAGCCCCAUUACUAGUCUACUGGUUCAGGAAUACGCCUGGCAAGGGGCAAUUUUGGUACAUGCUGGACUGCUCCUAAAUUGCAUCGCCUGUGGUCUUGUGUUCUUGCCUCUUGUGAAACAAGAACCUGUUGAGAACAAAGAGAGUUUUGCUUUUUAUUCUGAAAAGGACGUCACAAUAAAGGUUCAAAAUGGUCGAGACGAUUUUGAAAAUAGCCAUUUGGAAAAUGGGCAACGAUACUAUGCAGAGUUUACCGAACUGCAAAAUGAUACCUCUUUAGAGAUCAUCUGUGGUCAUACGUCGAAUGAAUCCGUUCACACAAGUGUUACCCCACCAGAAAUCCAAGCCCUUUUAUCGCCCUAUGACAACAAUGGCAAUUCCGUCCAUGGCAGUGUUCUUACCUGUGAACAAACCAGUUCAGACCACCAAAUGGACGAAAAUGCCAAAUCUACAUUUACACGUGCCUGCAUAUCAUCAGGAUGUUUUGCAAGUUUAAAGGGACAUUUUGACUUUGAAAUAUUUAAACUUGUGCCUUUCAACUUGUUCAUGGUAUCAUCAUUCUUUUAUAGUCUCGGAUAUUAUGUUCCAUAUAUAUACCUUCCAGACACUGCAAUAGACGUUGGUAUCGACGAUCUGGACGCUGCGUGGCUUCUCUCAGUUGUUGGUAUUACCAACACCAUUGCCCGUGUUCUGUUUGGUUUCCUUUCUGACCGGAAGUGGGUCAAUCGGUUCUUAUUAUAUAGCACGGCUCUAAUCAUUUGCGGCUGUUCGACAGUGGCAGCACCUUUUAUGAAGUCAUUCUGGUCUCUUGUAUUGUACUCGACCUUAUUUGGAGUGUUUAGUGGCGUAACGGUUUCGCUUACCUCUGUAUUACUGACAGACAUUGUUGGCAUAGAGAAGCUGUCAGACGCUUUUGGAAUGACUAGCUUUAUCUCAGGAAUAUCUGUGUUCGCAGGUCCACCGAUUGCAGGUUUGCUUUACGACAUCUCAGGAAGUUACAUGGUUCCCUACGUUGGAGCAGGUGUUACUAUAGCAGCGAGUGGAGCUAUUCUUCUUCUUAUACCAUUGUUGGAUAUGAGAUCUAAUUCAAAAUAGCAAGAAAUGAGAAUAUACUCUAUUUUAUGAUAUCUCAUGAAGUUACAUUGUUUUCUAACUCGGAGUAGGCGUUGCUAUAGCAGCGUGUGACGCUAUUCUUUUAAUUCAAUUGCUGCACAAGAUAUCUACAACAAAUUAGCAAUAAAUGUAAAUAUACUGUAUUUUAUGAUACCUCAUGAAGUUACUUUGUUCUCUACGUCGGAGAACCGUAACUAUAACAGCGAGUGACGCUAUUUUUUAUAACUCAAUUGUUGGAGAAUAUAUCCACAUCAAAUUAGCAAUAAAUGAGUAUAUGCUGUA